This is a messenger RNA of Penicillium digitatum Pd1, 1443 nucleotides long. The record is from RefSeq and is a predicted model, not a curated record. Lineage: Eukaryota; Fungi; Ascomycota; Eurotiomycetes; Eurotiales; Aspergillaceae.
AUGGAUCUCAUUCCAAGUGCCUUUGUGGAACGUCCAUUGAAGAUUGUGGUUAUCGGUGCUGGUAUCUCGGGAAUCCAAUUUGCACAUGAUACGACCACAUCAUUAUCAGGGGUCGAUCUCGAAAUAUACGACAAAAAUCCGUCCCUUGGGGGUACAUGGUAUGAGAAUCGAUAUCCCGGCUGUACAUGCGAUGUGCCUUCCCACACCUACCAGUUCAACUGGGCGCCCAACCCAUCAUGGUCAUCGCUUUAUCCUCCAGCUCCCGAGAUUCUCAAAUACCUAGAGGAUGUGGUUAACAGGCACAAUCUUCGCCGCUUCAUGACUUUGAACACUCAAUGCGUCUUGGCGCAAUGGAACGAAGAUUCUUCAAAAUGGAAAGUUGUUCUCUGCGAUGUGAAGUCCGGUGAAGAAAAGACCGUCGUUGCUGAUGUCUUUGUCUAUGCUGUCGGGCGAUUGAACGACUACAAGUUUCCUAAGAUUGCGGGCCAGGAAAAAUUCCGCGGAAUCCAAGUCCACACUGCUAACUGGCCAGCGGAGAUAACGGUCAAUGACAAGCGAGUGAUUGUGAUUGGAAAUGGCGCAAGCGCCAUUCAGUGCGUCGCAGCUUUACAGCCAGUUGUUUCACAAAUGAUCAACAUCGCGCGAGGACCAACGUGGGUUCUCCCACAUGCAUUGGCUGAAGACGGUACUCUCCAGCGCGAAUAUUCAACCGAGCAGAAGAAUGCUCUCCAGGCUUGCCCUGUGCGCUAUUAUGACUUUUGCAUCUCCGUGGAACAGAGACUUGCCGCAGGUUUCAUGGGACUCUGGAGAGGAACCAAAUCCCAAGCCCACUUUACAUCAUUGGCACAUUCAUUCAUGAAGUCCAAGAUCACAAACCCCGAUCUUUUGAAAACCCUUCUACCAGAAUUCGAAGCUGGCUGUCGUCGCUUCACGCCCGGUGGUCCCUAUCUGGAUGCGUUGCAGAAGCCGAAUGCCGGGUACGUGCAAGACUCCAUCAGCAAGCUGACUGAGGACAGCCUUAUAACCGAAUCCGGAAGGGAGUACGAGUGUGAUAUCCUGGUGUACGCCACGGGAUUCGAGCCCUAUCAGCCACGAUUCCUAGUCACUGGCCGCGCUGGACGUUCGUUGAAUGAAGACUGGGAUCGCGAGGGACCUUGCGAGAGUUAUAUGGCUGCGAUGGUUGCCGAGUUCCCUAACUUCUUUGACAAGAACGACAAUGGAAAAGUGGUUGUUCCCUGGCCGGGGACUGUCCUCCACUACUAUGCAGCAACUGAAAUUGUCCGCUGGGAAGACUUUGAUCUCGUCUACGAGAACCCCGAUGAUCCAUAUGCAAGUUUCGGCAAUGGUGUGACUGUUGAUGGAUUUGUGCCCAACCAUUUCCCCUGGGUCCAUCCCCCCAUGAAUUUUCGCAAGCCAGAAAAGAAGGUGGAGUCAGCUUCUUAA